GUCACGUGACUACUGAACUCAAAAGAAACAGAGAGGGAGAGAAAAGGAGAGAGGGAGUUGAGGGGAGGAAAAAGUGGGGAAAAGUAAGAAAAAGUGGGGAAUACACAGGCUCGCUGGAAAUUGGGGGUUAGGUGUAAUGGUAUUAGAAAAUGGCAAGGGAAUAGGGGGUAUAUUUAGCGGCAAACGUGGUAGUUGGGAGGGCAGAACAAGGGUGUUGAUUCGCGGACAAACCGCUCGGUCUUCAGACUUGUGACCAAUACGAGAGCUGGGCGAGCAGGGAACGAAAUCGAGCUCACCCGACUAUAAAGGACCGAUGUACGUUGCUUACUCCCAAUGGUGCAAGGGUAGUGUCUGCUUUAUAGCGACUUAGAGGAGUUCGGCUCGCAUUAUUCGCUGGAUCCACACCUCCCAACUUCUUAACAGCCUUUUGGGCAUCGAUUCAUCAACUUUAGUCCGGGGGAACACCAAGUGCAAUAUUUUCUUUAUGGGUCAAACCAACUCGGUACAGCUUUAUUUUCUCGUGAUCAAUCAUCGAAUUUGUAAGAAGGAAAGAGAACAUCAUCAAAUUAUCUCUAAAGUUUGUUAAGAUGUUAUAAUUCAUUCUACAAACAAGCGUUUUGUGUCUACCAAGUGCAAUAUACUUCAUCACAGGGAGACGUUGUGAUUCAUAAGAUUUGUAAAGAACCUGGUCUAGAAAUUGUAUUUAUUUCUGAGUGGAUGAGACUUGAUUUGAACUUGUCGGAUUUGUCUUGCCUCAUUAAGAUGUCUCGGUCAUUUUACGUCGAUUCUUUGAUCCUGAACCGCACCCCACCUCUAACUCCAACCAACGGUACUGAUCAUCCUCGGACACCAGUUUCGAUUCAUCAUCAUUCCAGGACAUCACCAGAUACCAAAUCGGCCACUAUCUUCAGACCCCACACCGACCCCCUCUCACCCCCAUGUCCGCUCUGUGUCCGUGACCAUGUGGCUGCGGCAACGCAUCCCUGUCACCCGCGUCUUCCACCACUCACCACAUCUCUUCCAUCGCUCUUCAAGUCACCGCUACCACUCCCAGGACCACACCCUACAUCGGGACACCACCCUCACCACCACCACCACCACUCUAGCGCCACUCGGUCUUUUCUAGAGGCAUACCAAGAAGCGCACCUCCGGCAGGGAUCGUUACCCCUUUCACCGGCGCGUCUCUCACCCCAUCACACACCUGUUUCAUCACACCAUGAACCGUUUAGAAACUCACCAGACCCCAGGAGAAUCCAUUUUCUACCAGUCGGUUCUGACCGUCACCAGACCGAUGAACAAAUCCGUGAGAGUAGCAAGAGGAUAAGGACGGCAUUCACGAGCACGCAACUUCUCGAACUCGAGCGGGAGUUCGCGGCCAACAUGUACCUCUCUCGACUACGACGAAUCGAGAUCGCCACCUACCUCAAUCUCUCAGAGAAACAGGUCAAAAUCUGGUUUCAGAACAGGAGGGUCAAGUACAAGAAAGAGGGUAAAGGUCACCCGGGUUCACCUCAGUCACAUGACUGCAAGUGCCAUCACCAAGUGACGUCAUCACGUAGCAACGGUCACGGGCGACAUCAUUCGACGUCCUCAUCGAUCGUGGAGACAUCGACGACAAUGAUCUCGCCAAGCGAUGACGAAGAAAAACUGUCGUCUGAGGACACCGCUGAUAACUGAAACCCGUGAUCGAUCACCGUCAUCUACAAUCGUUGUUUUUCUCUGUCUGAUAUCGUCUUCUUCUAAAUAAACAACUCAAAUUCCCUUCUUCUGACUGUCAUUUUUUAAAACUCGGCCUACAAUU
Molecule: messenger RNA, 1801 nt
Organism: Strongylocentrotus purpuratus (purple sea urchin)
Lineage: Eukaryota; Metazoa; Echinodermata; Echinoidea; Camarodonta; Strongylocentrotidae
Product: GS homeobox 1
Exons: 3
Coding region: 718-1677 (319 amino acids)
Biological process (GO): regulation of DNA-templated transcription
Cellular component (GO): nucleus
Molecular function (GO): sequence-specific double-stranded DNA binding; DNA-binding transcription factor activity, RNA polymerase II-specific
Source: RefSeq, a predicted model, not a curated record